Messenger RNA from Rattus rattus (black rat), 456 nucleotides. Its product is annotated as lysozyme C-like. NCBI's taxonomy places the organism in Eukaryota, Metazoa, Chordata, Mammalia, Rodentia, Muridae. Gene Ontology annotation, biological process: defense response to Gram-positive bacterium; defense response to Gram-negative bacterium. The record is from RefSeq and is a predicted model, not a curated record. Gene Ontology annotation, molecular function: lysozyme activity.
AUGAAGGCUCUCCCAACUCUCCUCACUCUGGGGCUCCUCCUGCUUUCCAUCACAGUCCAGGGCAUGGUCCUCCACCGAUGUUUUGUAGCCAGAACUCUACGAAGACUUGGACUAGAUGGCUUCAAAGGAAUCAGCCUGGCGAAUUGGAUCUGUUUGGCUAAGUGGGCGAGUGGUUUUGACACAAAAGCUACAAAAUACAACCAUGAAGACGGAAGCACCAACUAUGGGAUAUUUCAGAUUAAUAGCCGAUACUGGUGUAAAGACAACAAAACCCAAGAAUCAAAGAACUUUUGUCGGGUGUCCUGCGAAGAUUUGCUGAACAAUAACAUCAAGGCUUCCGUAGCUUGUGUGAAGAGGAUCCUGAAGGAUCCACAAGGAAUUACUAUAUGGGAGGCAUGGAGGAACAACUGUGCAAACCAAAGGCUCUUUCCGUACCUUCUGGGCUGCGAUCUAUAA